UAUGUGCAUUGCAGAAACCAUGCUUUUGACCUCGUUCUGCAAGAGGUAGCAAAGGAAGUGAGACUCAUUGCAGACACGUUGAAUUUUGUUCAGGGAGUGUAUGUUGUCAUUUCAGAAUCAGCCAAACGUAAACAGUUGUUCAGGUCUCUGUUUGGCAGUUGUUCAGGUCUCUGUUUUGACAGUCCUCAAAAGCAACAUAUGCAGAGACUUCGGGGGGAUGACUCUUUCAAAGAGCUGAUGGAUAAGGUUAACACCGCUGCAAGAUGCAACAAUUUGAAAAUGCCAAAUCCCCCCAGAUUGAGCAAAACCCCAGCUCGCAUCCACAACACUUCAGAACCAGAUACUCUGGUGUGCAAAUCUGGAGAAGCACAGUGGCGACGUCAGUUCUUUGAAUCAGUAGACUUAAUCCAAACUGAGCUUAAAAGAAGAUUUGAUCAAAGUGGAAUUAAAGUGGCUGCACAAAGAGAAACGACUCUUAUCGAAGCUGCAAACCAAAACCUGUCUGGUCUAAAUGAAGAAAUGCAACUCCCGGAAAAGUUUGAUCAAUCAUGUCUACAAAUGCAACUAACUCUACUGGGUGACCUAGCUAAGGAGAGACGGUUCACUGCAGUGAAAGAGCUUGCUGAAUUCAUUUCAUCAUUGCAUCCCCAAACUAGAGAGCUAUUUAAAGAAGUUGAGGCAUUCAUUGAGCUUUGUUUAUGUCUACCUGUGUCAGCUGCUCCAUCAGAAAGAUCAUUCUCAGCUAUCAGACGUCUGAAAACCUGGACCCGAAGUACAACAAGCCAGAAGAGGUUGACACAUCUGGUGCUAAUGCACAUACAUAGUGAAAUUCUGGACAGGCUGGAUAUACCAUCUCUUGUUCGGAGCUUCAUCAGCAACACACCUGAAUGCAAGGUGCACUUUAAAUCGAGAAAUGACCAUCCCCGUUCUCAGUGGCGUUUUCUCCCUGAAGCCAAGGGAAGCCAUCUCUUCCGACAAUCACUAUUAUUGUAAAUAAAAAAAAAUAUUUGACUUGUGACUUGGCCUCUCAUU
Molecule: messenger RNA, 1032 nt
Organism: Carassius auratus (goldfish)
Lineage: Eukaryota; Metazoa; Chordata; Actinopteri; Cypriniformes; Cyprinidae
Exons: 2
Coding region: 199-993 (264 amino acids)
Molecular function (GO): protein dimerization activity
Source: RefSeq, a predicted model, not a curated record